CCCGUGGCGAGGCGAGGCGAGGCGGCGCCGGGACUCUGCCCAGCCCGGAGCGGGAGCGGAGCUCGGCCGGGCCGGGCCCGCUGGAGAAGCCCCGCCCGGGGGGGCCAUGGCCGAGCGGGCCGCUGCCCAGGUCCUGAUCCUGGAAAUGCUUCCAGACUUGCAUAACGUCUGCCGUGGAAGGAGUCCCCCUGACUUCAGGGAGACUGCUCACGCGUGGGGGACUACUUGGGCAGGUGUCUGCUGCAUUGAUUCCUUGCAACGCUCAGGAGUGGGAUGCAGAGUCGCAGCGCCUGAUGUCUUCCCAGCCUGAACGAACGUCGGUGCAAACAGCAGAGAUUUCGAUGUGGACCCUAGUGGCUGCCAUUCAAGCUGUGGAGAGGAAGGUGGAUUCGUUUGCCACACGGUUGCUGAGUCUGGAGGGGAGAACUGGGACAGCUGAGAAGAAAAUAUUCGAGUGUGAGAAAACCGAGUUGGAGUUCGGGAACCAGCUGGAGAGUAAGUGGACUGUGCUGGGAACUCUGAUGCAGGAGUACGGGCUGCUGCAGAGGAGGCUGGAGAACAUGGAGAACCUGCUGAAGAACAGGAACUUCUGGAUCCUGAGACUCCCCCCUGGUAUUAAUGGAGAAGUCCCCAAGGUGCCGGUGAUGUUUGAUGACAGCGCCGUCUUCUCCCAGGAGGAGUGGGAGAACUUAGAAGACUGGCAGAAGGAGCUGUACAAGAAUGUGAUGAAGGGGAAUUAUGAAUAUAUGAUCUCACUGGACUAUGCAAUUUCCAAACCUGACAUCCUGUCCCGAAUUGAGCGAGGAGAAGAGCCGUGUGCAAGGGGUCAGCAGGAGUCGGAGGAAAGAGAAACCAGUGCAGAUCCCAGCCCAGUGUCUGCGAUGUCUGCCCUCGAAAUCUGCGCUCAGAUUAAACAAGAGGAAGAGCCAAUGGCUGAGGAGCAGCAGGAUGCAGAAGAAAGAGAAGCCCCUACAGAGCCCGUGGCAGCCGACGCCUGGCUCGCCAGCCACGAGAAGAACAAGGAGCAAGAUUCGCAGGAGCUGGAGCCGCACUGGACUGCGGCCCAAAGACCGGAAGAGAAUAUUUACCAUAGCGCCGAGCACGGCCCGCCCUCCAACGGGCCAAACGUGACCCUGGCAGUGCAUAUGCCAGAGAAACCCACCCAGCACGAGAGAGACUUCAGCCCCUUGAAAGCCAGCACCGUGUGCCCGGGGGCUCCCGCGACGGAGCGGCCCUACCUCUGCCCCGAGUGCGGGAAGUGCUUCAGCCGCAGGGAGCACUUCGUGCAGCACCAGCGCACCCACACGGGCGAGCGCUCCUACGUGUGCCCCGAGUGCGGCAAGGGCUUCACGCAGCAGUCCAACCUCACCAACCACUACCGCACCCACACGGGCGAGCGCACCCACGUGUGCCCCGAGUGCGGCAAGGGCUUCAUCCACCAGUCCACGCUCACCACCCACCUCCGCACCCACACCGGCGAGAAGCCCUACCAGUGCAGCGUCUGCGCCAAGUGCUUCAGCCGCCUCUCCACCCUGCUGGAGCACCAGCGCACCCACACCGGCGAGAAGCCCUACAAGUGCCUGGAGUGCGAGAAGCGCUUCAGCCGCCUCUCCACGCUGGUGGAGCACCGGCGCACACACACCGGCGAGAAGCCCUACAAGUGCGCCCAGUGCGAGAAGAGCUUCACCCGUCUCACCAACCUGACCGUGCACCAGAACACCCACGCCGGUGAGCGUGCCUACAAGUGCACCCAGUGCGGCAAGAGCUUCGCUCAGAAGCCCUACUUCCUCAAGCACCUGCGCAACCACACCAAGGAGAAGCUCUACAAGUGCCUGGAGUGCGGCAAGAGCUUCGUCUGCCACUCCUGGCUGGUGCGCCACCAGAUGAUCCACACGGGCGAGCGGCCCUACCAGUGCGGCGAGUGCGGGAAGAGCUUUGUGCAGAAGGAGCACCUCUUGAAGCACCAGCGCGUCCACACGGGCGAGCGGCCCUUCCAGUGCUCCGCCUGCGCCAAGAGCUUCCGCUGCCAGCAGUCCCUGAGGCUGCACCAGUGCGCGCACGCCGGCCAGCAGGGCAGUGCGCCGGCCGCGUCUGGGGCCGAGUUCAAGAGCCAGCUGCUGUACCUGAAAAUGGAAAAUACCGGCUAGUAGAGGGGCGAACCCUGCGUUGGGAGCUGCACGGGGAGAGCCUCCCCCAGAGACUAGCCAGAUCCGCCCCAUGUGAAACAAUGCAGUGAAUCCCACGCCCUCUCUGCAUGCCAGAUGGGAGGGGAGCGCUGGACGCGAGGGGCGGUGACGCAAGACCGUAUUGAAUGUGAGCUGCAAGCAGCCGUUACGUGCCGUGCCCGGGGAAGAGAACCCGCGACGGACUGGACAAUGCAUUGGAAGCGUCCAAGUGGCCGCAGCUGUUUUGUACCAACAGUCUCCUGACCGCUGGCACUGCCGGCGAGUAUGUCGCCAGCAGGCUCUGCUCUGCGGGGAUGGCGCAGCGCAGGCCUACGAGCGGCUGUAACGUGAACGACUUCCUGCCACGACUGAAGAAGUGGAGCACAGGCUGUUGGGAGUGAGUGUCAGCACGUCGGCAGGAGUGCUGGGUUAACAGUACUUUGUCCUCCAGGGUGCUACAAAUGCGCUCUGCUUGCCCGCGCUGGGCAGCUUCCCACAGUCAGUACGGCUGGGGCCUCAGAGCUGCGGUGAGGCUGAGAAGUGCCUGCAGUUGCACUGCAAGCCAGGGGCAGAGCCAGGCCUACACUACAGGCCCCCUAUGCUCUUACCACUCGGCCUCACCACCUUCAGCCCUCCUGAAAUGGAAGCUGAGCUCCACCCUGGCGGAUGAGAGGAGGAAUGCAGCGUCCGGCUCGCUUGCCAGUCCGGGGAAGCGAUUGGCAAACUGGAAGCAGUGAUUUCUGUUCUGUUGGUGACUGGUUCUAUUUGUGACACUCCUGCUUCCCACUGCAGCUGGUGGUGGGGGUGGUACCCUCAAAUACCCUGGAGCAGGAGCAAAAAAUAAAGUUAAGCUGGGUGCAGGGUGGUCAAAGCGUGCGUGUCCGUGAGGUGUGAUGAUCUGCCGCAGGAAGGCAGACUCGGAGGAUUUCCCUUUAAAGGUCAAAACACGUAAUUCAGAAGUUAAAAGGGCUGGGGGGGAAUUGGAGCCAAGCUCAAUUCCGCUGAAUGUUGCCCGACCUAGGAGUCGUGUGGGUGCUCGUGAGACCUCUCCAGAGCAGGCAUUGCGUCUGCCACAGCAGCGCUAACGACAAUGGAGCGUCAGGUUGGGGGUUUGGUCCUCCCCU
Messenger RNA from Terrapene triunguis (Three-toed box turtle), 3289 nucleotides. Its product is annotated as zinc finger protein 501-like. Lineage: Eukaryota; Metazoa; Chordata; Testudines; Emydidae. The transcript is spliced from 7 exons. Gene Ontology annotation, biological process: negative regulation of transcription by RNA polymerase II. The record is from RefSeq and is a predicted model, not a curated record. Bases 294 to 2147 code for a protein of 617 amino acids. Gene Ontology annotation, molecular function: RNA polymerase II cis-regulatory region sequence-specific DNA binding; DNA-binding transcription repressor activity, RNA polymerase II-specific.